AUGUACUGCGGGGUGGCGCAGUCGGGAAAUUCUAAGAAACAACAUAACAAGCCUUCUGGCAGUACAAAAACGAAGUCUGCUGAAACAGAAAUUUCUGUCUCAAGACUUGACAUACCUGUUGGCCUCAUCAAAAAAGUUCAGAAGCACCCAGAUGCAGAUUCACUCUAUGUUGAAGAAAUUGAUGUCGGUGAAGAAUCCCCUCGAACAGUUGUUAGUGGCCUCGUGAAAUAUAUUCCUCUUGAGGAAAUGCAGAAUCGGAAGGUUUGUGUCCUUUGUAACUUGAAGCCUGCAACCAUGAGGGGCAUUAAGUCACAAGCAAUGGUCUUGGCUGCAUCAAACGAUGACCACACAAAGGUUGAGUUAGUUGAUCCACCAUCAUCAGCCAAGGUUGGUGAACGAGUGACCUUUCUGGGAUACUCAGGCGAACCAAACAGCGUCUUAAACGCCAAGAGCAAAGUUUGGGAGAAGCUGCAGGUUGAUCUGCAGUCUAAUAAAGAGUGGUUGCCUGUUAUAAGGAUGUGCCUUUCACAACAUCUGCUGGUGUUUGUAAAGUUUCGUCUAUCACAAAUGGAGCCAUAAGGUAGACAAUCUGCCUUUUUACAUUAAGGUCCAAUGCAUUAUAAACCAAAAAUUAUAACAAGUAUGAGGUCAAAAAAGUAUUGAACAACAAACAUAAAUCUUAAAUGAGUUUCAUAUGCUAAAUAAACUCCAUCAAGAAACUACUACUUGAUUAAAGGAUAAAAUUUCUAGUCU
Messenger RNA from Zingiber officinale, 753 nucleotides. Its product is annotated as probable methionine--tRNA ligase. The transcript has 4 exons. Bases 1 to 579 code for a protein of 192 amino acids. Gene Ontology annotation, molecular function: tRNA binding. The record is from RefSeq and is a predicted model, not a curated record. Lineage: Eukaryota; Viridiplantae; Streptophyta; Magnoliopsida; Zingiberales; Zingiberaceae.